Molecule: messenger RNA, 923 nt
Organism: Mauremys reevesii (Reeves's turtle)
Lineage: Eukaryota; Metazoa; Chordata; Testudines; Geoemydidae
Gene: ZDHHC22
Product: zinc finger DHHC-type palmitoyltransferase 22
Exons: 3
Coding region: 86-916 (276 amino acids)
Biological process (GO): protein palmitoylation
Cellular component (GO): Golgi apparatus
Molecular function (GO): palmitoyltransferase activity
Source: RefSeq, a predicted model, not a curated record
UGAGGCACCUGCAGGAGCAGCAGUUUCCAGCCGGCCGGGCUGCAGCAGGCAGGACCUGCUCUGGGCUCUGGGAAUGUAAUCCACAAUGCUAGUUCUCAGGGUGCUCAAUGUUGUUGCUCCAGCCUACUUCCUGUGCAUCUCCUUAGUGACCUUCGUCCUCCAGCUCUUUCUCUUCAUCCCCAGCAUGUUCAAAGACCCUUCCACCACCCCACUUUUCUCUCCUGCUCUGCUGCAUGGGGCCCUAUUCCUCUUCCUCUCAGCUAAUGCCCUGGGGAACUACAUCCUUGUGAUACAGAACUCCCCUGAGGACCUGGGCAAGUGCCUGAACUCGGGCGGAGGAGCCGAAGUGGUGGCGGACCAGCCGGACGGAAGCAGGUCCCCUUGCUCAGCCUUGCCCAGCACCCACUUCUGUAGACUGUGUGCCAGAGUCACCCAAAGGCAUGACCACCACUGUUUCUUCACAGGGAACUGCAUCGGGAGCAGGAACAUGCGGAACUUUGUCAUGUUCUGCCUCUACACCUCAUUGGCUUGUCUCGACUCCCUGGUGGCAGGGGUGGCUUACAUUUCUGCAGUGCUCUCUAUGUCCUUUGCAAACCCACUGGCCUUCCUCACCCUCCUGCCUCACUCCAUCAGCCAGUUCUUCUCAGGAGCUCUCCUUAGCUCUGAAAUGUUUAUCAUUCUCAUGCUGUACCUCUGGCUUGGAAUUGGACUUGCCUGUGCUGGCUUCUGUUCCCACCAGAUACUGUUGAUUUUACGAGGGCAAACUCGCUACCAGGUGCGGAAGGGGAUGGUGGUAAGAGCCCGGCCCUGGAGGAAGAACCUGCAGGAUGUCUUUGGGAAGAGGUGGCUAAUAGGACUUCUCAUUCCUAUGCUAAAUGUGGGAAGUGACUAUCAUCACAGGCAUAAAGACAAGUAACUCUCCA